Molecule: messenger RNA, 507 nt
Organism: Paramecium sonneborni
Lineage: Eukaryota; Ciliophora; Oligohymenophorea; Peniculida; Parameciidae
Source: the annotation of a GenBank genome assembly
UAAAUGAUAAUCAAUUCAUAUGGAUAACUGAAUAGAUUGAAUAAAUAUAAGUUUUUGAAAAAUAUGAAAAUAUUUAUAAAGAAGACUUAAAUAAAUGUUUGCAACUAAUUGAUGAUGAUUAUAAUUGGGAUGAAAGUCUAUUCCCAAUAAUUUACAACAUUUAAAAGAAUAUUAUUGUAUUAAGAUAAAAAAGAUAUAUUUAUUUUAUUAGACAAACUGAAAAUGGGUAUCUUAAAAUUAUUAAAGAUUUAAAUUGCGAUUAUGCAUCAAUUUAUGGUACAAUUACAGAUGAUGGAUUAUAUUUGAUUAUAUGGAAUUAUAAAUCAGAUAAGUAUUUAAUUUAUGAAUUAUAAUAUAAAUGAAUAAUAGUUGGUAUGUUUUCCAAUUUUAUUUUCAAUUUUAAUACAAAUAUUAGAAUUAAAUAACUAAUUGGAAAGAUAUUUAUUUAAUUAUUUAUUAUUAUAUUACUAAAUAAAUUAUAAUUAUGUAAUCAAUUUAAAACAGAAU